AUGUAUUCUAUUCGUUAUCUAUCACCGUUGGUGAUAUUAUUUACAUCAAUUAGCCUUGUUCAUGGAGCAAAUAAUUUAAUCCAAUAUAAUAACUCAAUAGAACUAUCGUUAUUAUCUUCUAAUUCAUGCUCAAAAAUUCGCUCGAAUUGUACUCAAGAUGGUUUAAUUAUUCCUCUAUGGCAACCUCAAGACAACAUAUCGACUGGUGAUCGAAUCUCACGUGCUAUUGUUUAUUUAUUAGCACUUAUUUACUUGUUUAUUGGUGUUGCUAUUAUAUCAGAUCGUUUUAUGGCUUCAAUUGAAGUAAUAACAUCACAAAAACGUGAAAUUCGUAAAAAAAACCCCGAUGGUACAGUAUCGGUAACGACUGUAGCGAUAUGGAAUGAAACAGUAUCAAAUUUAACUUUAAUGGCAUUAGGUUCAUCAGCACCGGAAAUUCUUUUAUCAAUUAUUGAAGUUGUAGGAAAAAAUUUUCAUAGUGGAGAUCUUGGUCCUGGUACAAUUGUUGGUUCGGCAGCAUUUAAUCUAUUUGUUAUUAUUGCUAUAUGUAUCAUGGCUAUACCAACCGGUGAAAUUCGUCGUAUACGCCAUCAACGUGUCUUUUUUGUUACGACAGCUUGGUCCAUUUUUGCAUACAUAUGGUUAUGGGCUAUUGUAGCAAAAAUAUCUCCUGGUUAUAUUGAAGUAUGGGAAGGAACAUUAACAUUUUUAUUUUUCCCAUUAACUGUUUUUUCGGCGUAUAUUGUUGAUACGAAAGUUGGUCAAUUUAUACGUAUACGUAUAACAGAAAGAAAACAAGUUCUACAACUAGACAAUCAUACAUCAACACAAAUACCAUUAACACUUGAUCAUGGAGGAAAUAUUGAUGAUAGUGAACAAAAAAGUAUGAUGGAUGGUACAAUACGAAAUUCGGCAACACCGAGCGUAAAUGAUUUAUAUGGAAAUAAAGCAAAUUCAAUACAAAAAUCAAUCUCAGGUGCUGUAUUUGAUCAAUUAGGUAGUACAACAGGUGGUCUAGAUGAAACAACGAUAAGUGAUCAAAUCGAAGCGCAACGUAGACAAGAAUUUAUUGAUAUAUGGCGUGAACUACGUAAACUACAUCCAAAUACUGCUCUGCAAACAUUGAAUGAUAUGGCUGCAGUUGAAAUGAUGAAUCGUGUACCAAAAUCUCGAGCUUACUAUCGUAUUCAAGCAACCAAACGUUUAGGUGGUGGUGGAAAUGUAAAAAAGAAAUUAUUAGAACAAUUAAAUGAGCCAAAUCAAAUCGCUGUGCCAGAAAAACAACAAUUAAUUUCUGAUACAACGCCCCAUAUAAGUAAAAUACGUUUCGAACCAAACCAUUAUACGGUGUUAGAAAAUGCUGGUUAUGUUUCAUUACAUGUAUUACGUACGGAUGGAAAUUUAAGAAAUACUGUUUAUGUUGAUUAUACGACAGAAGAUGGUACAGCCACACAUGGGGCCGAUUAUGAACCUGCCGAAGGUACAUUAAUUUUCUAUCCAAUGGAAACACAUAAACAAAUUCAAGUGAAAAUUAUCGACGAUGAAAUCUUUGAAGAAGAUGAACAUUUCUCAGUUAAAUUAAGUAACCUUAAAAUCAAAGACAAUCAAGGACGUUUAACACCAGGUAUAUUCGACAAAAGUGUUCAAUUGGUUGAACCAUCAACAGCCGUUGUAAUGAUUAUUGACGAUGAUCAUUCCGGAAUGUUUGUUUUCGAUUCUGAUGAAGCAACGAUUGUAGAAUCAGAUCGUUUUAUGGAUAUUAAAGUUCUACGUACAUCAGGUGCUCGUGGUCGUGUACGUCUAACAUAUGCAACUGAAGAUGAAACAGCUGUAACGGGCCGAGACUAUGUUGCAAAUACGGGUGAAAUUACAUUUGAAAACAAUGAAAAUGAGAAGACAAUAACAAUUGAAAUAAUUGAUCGUGAUCAAUAUCACCGCAAUGAAACAUUUCUUAUUCGAUUAGGUGAACCAUUGUUAAUGAAUGACGAAAAUGAAAAAGAUAAUUUAGUUAUGACUGAAGAAGAAAAAUUAAUUGCUGAAUUGGGUAAACCAAAAUUAGGAGACAAAAAUAUAUUGCGUAUUCGUAUACGGGAAAGCAAAGAAUUUAAAAAUGCUGUUGAUAAAGCAUUAUAUAAAGCAAACACUGCUAUACUUGUGGGUACAUCAACAUGGUUAGAACAAUUUAAACAAGCAUUCAGUGUCAAAGAGGAUGACGAUGAUGAUGGUAAUGAAUCAGGAGACUCAGAUGGAAAUGAUGGAAAAUCUGCAACAUGUAAAGAUUAUAUGUUACAUUAUGUAUCAUUUUUUUGGAAAUUUCUAUUUGCUUUUGUUCCACCAACAAGUCUAGCUGGUGGAUGGGUUUGUUUUGUUGUAUCCAUCAUAAUUAUUGGUUUACUAACUGCUGUUAUUGGUGAUAUAGCAACACAAUUCGGUUGCACUAUUGGUCUUACCGAUACAAUGACAGCAAUUGCUUUUGUAGCAUUAGGAACAUCAUUACCGGAUACAUUUGCCUCGAAAGUUGCUGCUGAACAUGAUAAAUAUGCUGACAGUUCAAUAGGAAAUGUUAAUGGUUCAAAUGCUGUUAAUGUAUUUUUAGGUAUUGGUUUACCAUGGGCUAUGUCAGCAUGGUAUCACUUUUUUAAUGAUGAAAAAUUUGUAGUUGAACAAGGCUCAUUGGCAUUCAGUGUCACGGUAUUUUGUUCUUUUGCAGCUGUGGCUGUAAUCAUAUUAAUGAUAAGACGAUUAAAAUUCUUCGGCGGAGGAGAAUUAGGUGGUCCAUUUAAAUAUCGUGCUAUAUCAAGUGCGAUAUUUUUUUCACUUUGGAUUGCUUAUUUGAUAUUAAGUGGCCUUGAAAAUUACUGUCAUAUUAAUGUUUAA
Molecule: messenger RNA, 2877 nt
Organism: Rotaria socialis
Lineage: Eukaryota; Metazoa; Rotifera; Eurotatoria; Philodinida; Philodinidae
Source: the annotation of a GenBank genome assembly